Sciurus carolinensis (gray squirrel) is the source of this 5017-nucleotide messenger RNA. It is a transcript of the gene Zscan12, whose product is annotated as zinc finger and SCAN domain containing 12. The transcript is spliced from 5 exons. Bases 361 to 2256 code for a protein of 631 amino acids. The record is from RefSeq and is a predicted model, not a curated record. NCBI's taxonomy places the organism in Eukaryota, Metazoa, Chordata, Mammalia, Rodentia, Sciuridae. Gene Ontology annotation, biological process: regulation of transcription by RNA polymerase II. Gene Ontology annotation, molecular function: DNA-binding transcription factor activity, RNA polymerase II-specific; RNA polymerase II cis-regulatory region sequence-specific DNA binding.
GCUGGUGGGGGUCGGGGCGAUCCUCAUCUGCCCAGGCGGCCCCGUGGGAAGCUCCCUCUGCCUCGGGGCUGAUCCUCUGCCACUCGGACCGUAGAUCUGAGCCGGUGGUGAAGGAGGUGUUCCCGGCCUCUCCGGUGAGCCGGGCUGUACAUCUCAUACCUUCGGGGUUUGUAUUAAGGCCUGGGCAGUGUAUCCUCGGGUUCGGCACUUCGAGACAUUUCUGGACACUCCUGGGUCACAGAGCUGGUCCGUGGUGUAGAACACUUUUCUGGGUUUACCGUUCUUUAGAAAACAGAAAGCGAGGGUUGAAGAAAGCUUAAAAGAGUAAUCUUUCCAGCCUUUUCACCUAAUAAAUGAAGAAUGAAGUGCAGAGUAAGUCCGGUCCACUCAGGAAGAACCUUUCCAGGAGAGAUCUUACUCAUAGGUGUUUGCACAGCUAUGAUGUCAUCUACUUGGAAUAUCCAGGCCCACAAGGACCAGGAUGAACUUCUGGAAGUAAAGAUAGAGGAUGAGGAGGAGGAAGAGAAUAAAUAUACCCCAAAACAGGAUGGGAGCCUUCAAAAGAACAACACUCAUAGCAGAGAGGUCUUUCGACAAUACUUCAGGCAGUUCUGCUACCAGGAAACAUCUGGACCACGGGAAGCUUUAAGCCGACUCCGAGAGCUUUGCCAUCAGUGGCUGAGGCCAGAGACCCACACCAAAGAACAGAUCCUGGAGUUCCUGGUGCUGGAACAGUUCCUGACCAUCCUACCUGAGGAACUUCAAGCCUGGGUACAGGAGCAGCAUCCAGAGAGUGGAGAGGAGGCAGUGACUGUUUUGGAAGAUUUAGAGAAAGAGCUAGAUGAACCAGGAUGUCAGCUUGCAGUCCUGCAUGAAGAUAAAGAAACAUUCUUGCAGGAGGUUAUACCUCUAGGAACAGAACAAGAACCCAAUAUGUCCCUCCAGUCUAUGAAAGCCCAGUGUGACUCUCCAGAACUUGAAGCUCAAGCAGAGCAAGUUUCAGAUGUUAAGACUGAAAAUGAGUACAGGAAUUUAACUCCAAAACAAGAGGUUUCUGAAGGAAUGGAACCAUGUGGGAAUGUGUCUAGCAGAUUUGAAAAUGAUACAAACCAUUCUGCUUGGUGUGGAGAAACUCAUGAACCAGAAGAGCCUUCUGGAUGCUCCAGGGAAGAUAAACAACCUAUAUGUAAUGAAAAUGGAGUGAGUCUGACUGAGAACUCAGACCAUACUGAAAAGAUAACCUGUCCAGGAGAAAAAUCUUAUGAAUGUGAUGACUGUGGAAAAACUUUUAAUCAGCAAUCACGCCUCAUAGAACAUAAGAGGAUUCAUACUGGUGACAGGCCCUACAAAUGUGAAGAAUGUGGAAAAACUUUCCGUGGGAGAACUGUGCUUAUUCGACACAAAAUAAUACACACUGGAGAGAAACCAUACAAGUGUAAUGAGUGUGGCAGAGCCUUUGGACGGUGGUCAGCUCUUAAUCAACAUCAGAGACUUCACUCUGGAGAAAAGCACUACCACUGUAAUGAAUGUGGCAAAGCUUUUAGCCAGAAAGCAGGCCUCUUUCACCAUCUCAAGAGUCACACGAGAGACAAACCUUAUCAGUGUCCUCAGUGUAAUAAAAGUUUUAGUCGACGUUCCAUACUCAUUCAGCAUCAAGGAGUUCACACUGGUGCAAAGCCCUAUGAGUGCAGUGAGUGUGGAAAAGCUUUUGUUUAUAACUCAUCCCUUGUUUCUCAUCAGGAGAUACACCACAAAGAAAAAUGCUACCAGUGCAAGGAAUGUGGAAAAUCCUUCAGUCAGAGUGGUCUUAUUCAACAUCAGAGAAUCCAUACUGGGGAGAAGCCAUACAAGUGUGAUGUAUGUGAAAAAGCCUUCAUUCAAAGGACAAGUCUUAUAGAGCAUCAGCGAAUUCACACUGGAGAGAGACCCUAUAAAUGUGAUAAGUGUGGGAAGGCUUUUACUCAAAGAUCAGUGCUCACAGAACAUCAGAGAAUUCACACUGGAGAGAGGCCCUACAAGUGUGAUGAGUGUGGGAAUGCCUUCCGAGGAAUCACCAGCCUCAUUCAGCAUCAGAGAAUCCACACUGGGGAGAAACCCUACCAAUGUGAUGAGUGUGGCAAAGCCUUCAGACAGAGGAAGAAGAGUAGCUAUAAGGAAAUGCUUCUGAAAAAUCAGUGUGAACCUCAAGCUGGAGUGAAUCUUCUCCUCAGCUCUCUCAUUCCAGAAUGGCAAUCCUCUUGCAGGAAAGAUCUCUAAUAAUGACUGAUGAUAGAGGAAGAGGACUACUCAGGACCAAGAAGCAGGUUGGCAAAUAAGUCACAAAUCUUUCUUCAAACUUUAAGUUGUUAAUACCAGAAGAUAAAUAUCUGGACCUCACAGGGCAGUCAGAAGAUUCAGGGAAAGUACAUACCAAUGAACAGGUGCUGGAACAAGUUCUGACCACUGCCUGGGGAACUGCAGAUCUAGGUAAUAAAAUGUCCAGAAUAUGGAGAGAAAGCAUCAGUUAUGUUGGAAAAAGUGAAGAAAUUCCUUGAAUGAAGGACAAGCCACAGGUGGGAAGGGUUGGGAGGAUCAUGUAUGGCUUUACUAGUGAAAGGUUUUGGGAAUAGCACAGAAAGCAACAAAACUGAACUUUGGCCGGGCGUGGUGGCACAUGCCUGUAAUCCAAGCGGCUUAGGAGGCUGAGGCAGGAGGAUUGUGAGUUCACAGCCAGCCUCAGCAAAAGUGAGGUGCUAAUAAGCAGUUCAGUGAGACCCUGUCUCUAAAUAAAAUACAAAAUAGGACUGGGGAUGUGACUCAGUGGUUGAGUGCCCCUGAGUUCAGUCCCUGGUACCCCUCCCCCCCACAAAAAAAAAAACCACCAGAAAAACCCCUGAACUUUGGGAUUUUACCAGCAUCCCCUCAUGCGUUUUAAUUCCCCCUGGAUUCAUGGAACCUUCUUUUUCUUUUUUUUUUUUUUAAUUAAAAAAAAAUUUGGAGCCUUCUUUUUUAAAUGGGUUUUUGUUUAGUGUUCUUACAUAAGAGUUAGCUUCAGAAAAACAAAAAAACUUCAAAAAAGUUUUCCUAGACCAGCUUCAGCUCAUUGCCAAUAAGUCCCAGGCUUUAGAAAAAGAUAUGUUUUGGCAGACAAAGUACUUUGGAAUCAAAGGUUUUAUGUCCAAACUAAGAACCUGUGUUAGUUUAACUCUCAGCUUUAUUGCUUUUUAAUAUAGAAAACGGAUGAGAAAGGGUCUCUGGAGAGAAAGCCAAACAAUGGAAGCCUCCAAACUUUUAGUAGUAUCCUAUUCCUUAAAACUUUAUCUUGCUGGGCAUGGUGGUACACACCUCAGCAGGCUGAGGCAGGAGAAUUACAAGUUUAUAUAGCCAGUCUCAACAAUUUAGGAUGGCCCUAAGCAACAUAACAAGAUCCUGUCUCAAAAUAAAAAAUAAGGCCUGAGGAUGUGGCUCAGUGGUUAAGUGCCACUGGGUUCAGUUCCUGGUACCAAAACCAAACAACAACCCAAAAAACUUAUCUCACUCAACUUCUUAUUAUCUUUAAGUAGAAAUUCAGUCAUAUUUGUGGGUUUAAGGAAUUGAGGUUGGUUUUUUUUUUUUUUGACCUAUUUGACUUAUUUAGUUUUAAACUGUUCAUUUUUUCUUAUGUUUUAGGAUUGGAUAUUAUCUGGAAAAAUUAUUUUCCCCCUGUAAAUUUUCUGGCAUACUUGAUUUCCCCAUGUCACAUUAGUAGUAUUUCAAAACUGGUUUUUGCUUCAAGUUAACUUUUAUUUUAUUCCAGUGUUUAUUGAUCCAUUUAAAUAUUUUCUGAGCAUUUCAUAGGUGUAUAGUAGUGGACUAGGUAAUGUCAACCAGUAGGUAUAAAUAGUCCUUUUAGCUAUCCUUAGCAUAUUAAACUUUCUCUUGGUUUCAUAAUAUUCCUUGUUUCUUAGCUCUUGAUUCAGAGUGAUCAAUUAUAUUUUUUGAUUAUACCUUUCUGAUUCUUUUUCAUAUUUUUCGAGAAAAAUUUCUUCUAGUCUUUUUCUGCCUGUCUUCUCUUACUUAAACCGAUCCUAUAACUUCUUGGUCAUGUCACAAAAUUGAGAUGCCAAUUCAGAGACUUAGAAUAGGCAUGUACUUUAGGAUUUUAUUUUUAUCACUGUUCCUGAUAGUCAGUCUCAUUAUCUCAGAAAAGACAAUCAACAUUCGAAUUGUAUUUUUUUUUAGAUGGUGUAACUGAGAAUGAAAAUAAGGACUUGGCCCCAAGUUUCUGUAGAACCACAGUAUCAGUGCAAUAAGUAGUAAAAGCUUUAGUUAUUGGUGAGUCAUUACUCAACACUAGGGAGUCCACGGUGGAGAGAAUGUCUUUGAGAUCAAUGAGUUUUAAAAGGCUUUUGUUUAUAGUGGGACCCUCCUUUCCUAUCAGGAGGUCCAACACAAGGAAAAUAAUAUUAUCAGAAUAAGGAAUGUGGGAAAGCUUUCAGCCAUAGUGGCCUUGUUUGAUAUCAAAGAAGCCACAUGUAUCAAUGUGAUAACUGUGAGGCAGCCUUUAUUCAGCAAGGAAACCUUAGAGAACCUUGUGUGAAGAAUGUAAGAACUCCACCCAAAGUCAGAACUGACUUUACCAAGAAGUCUACACAGAGAAGAGAUUUUAUAAACAUGAAUAUGGAAAUGCUUUCUAUGGAAUCAUCCACUUUAUUCAACAUUGAAGAAUUUACACUACAAAGAAACCUUGCCGGUAUUGUUGAGUAUGGAAAAAUCUUCAGACAGAGUUUGGACCUUGGGAAACAUCAGUGAAUUCAUAUUAGAGAGACUCUUACAAAUGAGAGGAUUGUAAAAAGCGUCAACAACAGUUUCCCCAACACCGGAAAGUUAAUGUAAAUGGGCGCAUUAUAUGGGGAAUGGGUAGUCUAAAUUAUUCAUUUUAGCCAGUAAAGUCAUUAAAUUAUGUCUCAGAUAAAAAAAAAAUUAGGUAAGAAGUUCUUUUUUCCUUUUCCCAGAGGGAUCUAUGUAUGUAAACAACAAAAUAAACUUUAUAUGUGCA